Diabrotica virgifera virgifera (western corn rootworm) is the source of this 204-nucleotide messenger RNA. RefSeq names its product drosomycin-like. Gene Ontology annotation, biological process: defense response. Bases 4 to 204 code for a protein of 66 amino acids. The record is from RefSeq and is a predicted model, not a curated record. NCBI's taxonomy places the organism in Eukaryota, Metazoa, Arthropoda, Insecta, Coleoptera, Chrysomelidae. The transcript has a single exon.
AAUAUGAAGGGAUACCUAAUUUUUGCUGUUCUUCUAAUCCUUACCGUUGGAACUAAGUUGGUGUUUGGUGAUUGCCUUUCUGGAAGAUAUGGAGGUACAUGUGCAGUUUGGGACAAUGAUGCUUGUCGCAGAGUAUGCCAUGAAGAAGGAAUCGGUGGUGGGCAUUGCAGUGCCAGCCUGAAAUGUUGGUGUGAAGGAUGCUGA